Messenger RNA from Metschnikowia bicuspidata var. bicuspidata NRRL YB-4993, 1449 nucleotides. RefSeq lists its product as uncharacterized. Bases 1 to 1449 code for a protein of 482 amino acids. Gene Ontology annotation, molecular function: protein binding. The record is from RefSeq and is a predicted model, not a curated record. The transcript has a single exon. Lineage: Eukaryota; Fungi; Ascomycota; Pichiomycetes; Serinales; Metschnikowiaceae.
AUGAAAAAAUACCAGUUAAUUGGCCGGAAAAAGGUGGCGUUCAAUCGCCGCACUGAUGGAGCCUACCCUCCGCUUCACAUCUGCCUGCUUCCAUUCGAAGUGCUCCUCCAGAUCUUGUCACACGUGCAGAAAAACGUCAACGACUUGCUCCUGCUUGCGUUGACAUGCUCCAAGCUCAACACCAUAAUCCUGAAAUUCUUCUUGUACCGCAAACUAAGCUUUCUGUCGGCCUUGAAAUUCGACAGCUUUGCCCAGGCGCACCUACCGCAUAAGAUCUCAUCGUUGGCACGUCGUUUUGUCUCCAGCGAGCCGAGUGGCAAGAUCAAUUUCAUCACAUCGGUACACUUUGUGAACCCGCCGACGUACAGCAAUUUCAACGCCCAUACCCAUAUCGCCGGAAGCUAUGCGGUGGAUACCCUGAAGUCAGAUUUAUCGGAGUAUCGCUAUUUUGUCAAGAGCUUGCAAUCUUUGCUCAACGAAGCGUUUGGCUUGAAGGAAGUCAGGCUCUCAGAAAUUUCUCCCCAGUUCGACUUUGCGCCCGAGCUCGUGGAAUCGGCGUCCCUCCUGGGGCUCAAGUCCCGUUUCAAGUCCCACAAGCAAACCCGCUGUCUUGAGAAGCUCGUAUUGACCGCACAGUCCGGAUGGACCAUACCGUUCAAAGCGAGUCAUGUGUCCCUCUUCACAAGCAUUUUCCAGAGAAUCUCAAUUUUGCACCUCAACAAUUUCGUAAUCAACGAGCAAAAGCUUGUUUCCGAGUCUCCGUCACAUCCUCCCUCGAUCGAAUCUUUGCUGUUGUCUGCGUGCAUAUAUGUUGACUCCAAAAAAACGGCCAAAAGAAAAUGCGUGGGACUUUUCGUGGAAACAUCAUCGCUCGAAAUGUCCCUCAUGCAGCAUGGCACGGAUCUCUCGCUCAUCGAUCUUGUGAAAGUUAACGACAAGCUUUCCAGGUUGAGCAUUGACAUAAGCUCGGCUAUAUUUUACCACGUGGACUCUGCGGAUAACAAACCGAAGUUCAAUUUCACCAAGUACAACAACUUCUUUAAGUUGGUCUGCUCUGGCGCAGGCGGCUACGCGAAUCUUAAGGAGAUCGUUUUGACGAGCUUUGACCUUUUCCAUACUUUUUCGCAUCAGCACGAAAAGAGCACCCUCGAUGUUAUUCAAGAGGAAGGGUCUGAUGGAUUUGAGUCUCUUUCGAAUACAUUCGAGGGUUUUUUGAAGAAUUUAUCGGCAAUUCCGUUCUUGACGAUAGUCGUGAAAGAAGCUCCCAAAGUUGUGCGCACUUGCAAGAACUGUGGAUUUACCAUCAAAGAAGAUACGAAGAAAAUAUCAAGCCUACGUCAAGACGAGUGGUACAUUAUUCUUGCACCUAUUCUAUUGAACAACAAAUGUUCUUUGGUUGUCUACGAUCACAAAUUGCAAACUCUUUUUUCAAGAAGAAUCAUGUAUUAA